AUACUCUAGAUUUCAUUUUUUAAAUUUAGGAAACAUUGGCUGUUUUGCUUCUUUGCUAAAGUGCCCGUCACAAAUAAAGGCAUUCUGGUGGAUACAAUACAAGGAGGCCCACUUGGCCACCAUUGCUGUGCACAGAUGGAUGAGAUGGAGAGCCUGCGCAUUGAAGGGGAACUGGAGAAGCAGCAGGCAUUGCGUAGCCCCUGGGACCAGCGGGACUCGGGGCUGGCCGACAUGGAGGCCACGGGGGAGGGCAAUGGAGGCGGCAGCACCUUACUGGCCCAGAGCCCCUGCCUCAAGCGGUCAGCCCUCUCCAAUUCGCUACUCGACCUGCACGACCAGCAGACAGCGGUGCGGCCAGUUCGUCGAGGCAGCGCGGGUUCUCUGGACAGUGGCAUGUCCAUCUCCUUCCAGUCCUCGGCGGCCAGUUCGGUGAGCCGGGAGUCGUCACCCCACACGGUCCAGCAUCCGGAUGGCGCAGUAGCGGCAGCAGCCACCAGCUCGGGCGACGGGACCCGGCACGGCUUCCUGGGAAACCUGUUUGGCAAGCGUGGUCGCCACAUGGCAGUGACCACCACCUCCACUACACCCCAAGUGGCAGCUGUGGUGACCUCAGAAGUGCCAGCAAUGACAGAACCACCAGGAUAGGUGGCGGGUUACCCACCUGCCCGCCUUAACCCCCAGUGUACAUACGCGAUAGGCCAUUUUAUUUUGCAAAUUGACUCUCUAUCUGCCUCUCCUCUAUGUACAGCAGAAGAUUCGCAUUUUAAUAUAUAUAUAUCACACCCUUCCCACUCCCCCCUGCUCUCUUGCCCCUUUUGUAUGAGAACUUCCCUGCUCUUAAAGCAUACCUUCCCCACCUCACCCCACCCCAACCUCACAAUAAAGGCCCCACUCCUCUUGCUCAGUCUGUGCAAGCGUGGUGCAGUUGGCCUGCUCUGAGUGUUGCUAGUGUGGCCCUGUGGCCGCAGUCAUGGCCUGUCCAUCAGAGGAGAGAGCAGACAGCCGAAUGGCACCCAUGACAUAGAGGCACCCAUGGCCUUGUGCAGAUGAGCUUUUUUCCACCACCACAUUUAGUGUAUUGGUGACGUCAUUGCACCUGUGCCUAUUAAGAGGAGGAUGAGGUAUGCCGGUGCUGUAACUGUGCAUGUCAGCAUGUGUACAUAAAAGAAGAGAAAAAAAAAGUGUAUACUAUGCAGCAGAGUGCAAGUCUCUUGUGGUAUAAUUGAAAGCUGCACAUUUUCCCUGAGCACAGAAGCAGUCGAACAAAUUGUCUGAACUUGAGAUCACGUUGCAUGCUUCCAGGAAGCGGCACAUUUGUGAAUGUUAGUGGCAGAAAUCUGGCACACACUAAUUUGCUUAUUCUAUUAUUCUAUUAAGAAAUCUUCUGUUUAGUGGGUUUUACCGGUGUUCAUAAAGCCGCAGAGAAAUUGAACUGGUGAGCUUGUAUACGAGAUGGUGGGUGAACGCACUUCGUGCGGUUCACCUUUUUUCUAGAUAUCUCGAACGCUUUUUUUUUUAACUGACGUGAUGCUGAAAACUUGCCCUCUUGGCGUACACCAAAAUACUUUUAAUGUGCUGCUACAUGAAAGAAGUUAAUCUCUAGUGAGUGUUCAGAAUAUCAUAAAUGUGCAAGUAUUGAUACUUCAUCCUAACGUAUGCUACAGAGAGUAUGUGAAUACCGUGUGACAAUAUAGUAUAUGGAGUCUGCAGGAUUUGCUUCCAGUCAGUGCAUGCAAACAGUCCAUUUCGGGCUAAAUGUUUGUAAAUGUUUCACAUCUUGAUAUGUGUGCACAUAAAGAAGCUCACCAAUG
Molecule: messenger RNA, 1811 nt
Organism: Dermacentor silvarum
Lineage: Eukaryota; Metazoa; Arthropoda; Arachnida; Ixodida; Ixodidae
Exons: 3
Coding region: 136-645 (169 amino acids)
Source: RefSeq, a predicted model, not a curated record